CCCUCUAGAGGAGGAACUCUGGUCUAAACAGGAAACAGUUACAUUUCCCGCCUUCGGUUUGUGGGAGUCGAACGAAAAGCAUUUCGGGUAACGUUGAAAAGAUGGCGGACGACGCUGAGCAGCAGCAGAGCAGCAACACGGUGGAAGAGCCUCUGGAUCUGAUCCGACUCAGCCUGGACGAGAGGAUCUAUGUGAAGAUGAGGAACGACAGAGAACUGCGCGGCAGACUGCACGCCUAUGACCAGCACUUAAACAUGAUCCUGGGAGAUGUUGAGGAGACUGUGACGACUGUGGAGAUCGACGAGGAGACGUAUGAGGAGAUUUAUAAGUCGACGAAGCGGAACAUCCCCAUGCUGUUUGUCCGAGGGGAUGGAGUCGUGUUAGUGGCUCCGCCGCUGAGGGUCGGGUGACUUCCUUCAGUCGAACACAGAGUAUCUACACAAUUAUGUUUUGACUCUAGAUUCUUCAAGUGGAUGGACUAUGUGGACGACAUUUUUUUUUUCGGAACCACGGAGCUGUAAAUCUGUUUAUUCUGAAAGUUGAUUGUUUUACGUUUUGGAAACCCGUGUUGGUCGCACUUGAUUUGCGUAAUGUGUUUUUGACUGUCAUUAAAAUUCCUGAAGUUCA
This is a messenger RNA of Carassius auratus (goldfish), 627 nucleotides long. RefSeq names its product U6 snRNA-associated Sm-like protein LSm3. Gene Ontology annotation, biological process: mRNA splicing, via spliceosome. NCBI's taxonomy places the organism in Eukaryota, Metazoa, Chordata, Actinopteri, Cypriniformes, Cyprinidae. The record is from RefSeq and is a predicted model, not a curated record. The transcript has 4 exons. The coding region runs from base 102 to 410 and encodes 102 amino acids. Gene Ontology annotation, molecular function: RNA binding.